This is a messenger RNA of Botrytis byssoidea, 816 nucleotides long. RefSeq lists its product as uncharacterized. The record is from RefSeq and is a predicted model, not a curated record. Gene Ontology annotation, cellular component: spliceosomal complex. The coding region runs from base 1 to 816 and encodes 271 amino acids. Gene Ontology annotation, biological process: spliceosomal complex disassembly. NCBI's taxonomy places the organism in Eukaryota, Fungi, Ascomycota, Leotiomycetes, Helotiales, Sclerotiniaceae. The transcript has a single exon.
AUGCCCUCCGACGACUUGACGAAAUGGAUAACCUCCGAAGUCGACUUUUACACGCUCCUAGGCAUCACUCCCGAAUCUUUCAGCGUCUCGGAACUCCGUCGCGCAUAUCGUAAGACAGCCUUACUCUACCAUCCGGACAAAUUAGGAGACGCCUUUGACCCAGAUAAAUAUGAGCAAUUCCAAGCCGCGCAUGAUGUACUCGCAGAACCAGAAUUGAAACAAAAGUAUGACAACUAUCGCAAUGCGCGCGUGCAGAAACAAAGGGCUGCUGCGUUAUUUGAAGGCAAGAGAAGGAGUAUGAAAGAGGACUUGGAGGCGAGGGAACGAGGGGGAAGCCUGGGAAAGAGGAGUAGAGAGGAUGAGGAAAUGGAUGCGGAAAUCAAAAGGUUGGCUGAGGAGGGCAGGAAGAGGAGAGCGAAGAGGCAAAGUAUGCCUGUGCAGAGGGAAAGUACGCCUCCGCAGAAGGAGAGCAUACCCAAAGAAUCAGACGAUGAUAAAAUAGCACGCCUUGAAAAACAAAUCGCCGCCGCGAAAGCAAAGCGUAAAGCCGAGAAAAAAGUUAAAUGUUCGACACCAAAUAAGACAUUCAAUGAUAAGAAAUCCGGCAAUUUUGAGUAUUCGACUCCACAACCGAAAUUCAGAGACGCUAAGUCAACAUCUACUCCAUCCACAGCUCCACCUAAAUAUUCCUUUUCGUCCGUUGGGUCAAAAAAGGUGGGAAACGAUUUCGCGUCUACCAUGGAGAUGCUAAGAGAAGCGGGGAAGAGGGGAGUGGAGGAACCCAAAUCAGAUAUGCAGUCCACUCUGGACACUUAA